AUGGAACAGGAUCAGGAUCAGAUGGAACCAAUGGAAGUGAACGGAGAUGGGCACCAAGGAGGCACCAUCGAUAUCGGGGCUGGUUCCGACGGGCCACCGAGUAUGGUCGGUGUUGGACCGCCGAGUCCCCUCACCGGGUGCUAUCUGUUGAUCAUUAUUGGUGAACCACAUUCCCAGGAUCACAAGGAUAUCAUUCUUCAGCGGCUGAUUAAAGGUUUCCUGUCGUGGAAUGUAAUUGAUUGCCAUGUUGACUUGGAGGAUGAACUGCAUACGAUCACGUUGCAGGCACUUGAUGGAGAAGAAGGGAAACAUGGUGAACGAUUGAUUCAGUAUGCCAGCGAGAAUCUGGUUACGGAGAUUUUAAUUCAUCCGCAAGUCAACACCUUCAUCCAAUGUAUUCGAAACUUGCUGAGUAGUUUUACCCGGCAUCGACACAUCAUCCAUACGGGGUAUACUUUCUCAGGAAAUGGUUCGUGGAUAUUGCAGGAUGGAACGUUUUCGGUUGUCGACUUUAUGGAAGCGUUCCAGGAGCAUGAGGUGCAACGAGUGCUCCGUGCCUAUCCUGAUACGAUCACCAUGGACGUGCACUGUGCUCCCAUAGGACAGUGGCACACAAUCCAGGAUAAGUCAUUCUCGCGGUUCUGUCAGAUUCGUAUGAACCCAGUUGAUGUGCUGAGUUCGGGCAGUGAAAAGUUGAAUAGUUUUGUCGCUUAUUUAUCGUCGAUGAUUAUACCGACGGAGAUUUCUGAGCUUUUGGAAAGCUCAGAUGUGGUUGGAAAUAUUCGUUUUAGUCAUCCGACGUUAUAUGUCUUCCCGGGUGGUCAAGGAGAUGCAGCCUUGUUUGGAAUCAACGGCUUCAACAUGCUAGUUGAUGGAGGUUUCAGCCGCAAAUCGUGCUUCUGGGACUUUGUGCGUCAUCUCGAUCGCCUGGAUGCAGUGCUAAUGACUCGUAUCAACAACACAAACAUCAAAGGCAUUUCAUCUGUGGUGGAACGCAAAAGUGAAGCACACGUCUAUCCUCAGAUAGGACACUUUUUCUGCAACAUUCCCGAGCGCAAAAGCUUACCUAGUCCCGAUGGUGACAAAGACCGCGACCCGCUGUUGGUGGAUAUAAUUCAGGAGGGCCAUCAGAUCGUUACUAAUCUCAAAUCCCUCAACUUAAAAGCGCAAACGUGUUACCGAGACAUUGAACCAAUCAACCUGUAUCAUAAGGUUGGCCAUGGUACACUCGACAUGUAUGUUAUUAGUCCGGCGCGAGACUCACGUGAAGUUAAAGAUUUUCUAACACGUUGGGCAGCUGACGAUAUGAGGCUAUUUACGAAGGAGGCCAAGGAAGGCAAAGAUUUCGCGUUUCCACUGCAUAAUCUCAUCUCUAUAUGCGCCCUGUUAGUGUGGACUCCAGCAAAUCCCGAGGAUAACAUAACGCGCAUCUUAUUUCCCGGCUCGGCGCCAGAGUAUAAGAUACUCGAGGGGUUGGAAAAAAUGAAAAAUGUAGAAUUUAUGCGCCAGCCGGUAUGCCCGGUUAAAUCGAUAAGUGCAAGUCUUUCAACGCCUGUGCUAGUAACAAAGAAAAGCCUGAAAUCGGCUUCAACUGAUAGGAUUUUAGCGGAACCAAUACACUCGUCAAAAUCCAAGGAUAACAAGCUAAUUGACAACAAGAUGAAAAUGAUGCAUGUCGAUAAUAAACUCGCCGCGGAUAUGAUGGAUAGUUCGGCAGAUGAGGGAAAAAUGGAAAAACAACUGUCGUCCAAGUUACAAGGGACUGCUACCGUUGCAUCAGCGAAGGUCGAAAGCAAGUCAAAAUCCACCCGCUCUGGUAAGUCCAUUGUCUCGGCCGAGAAAAAAUUCGAUAACAAAAAAAUGGAGCAACAGCAUGAUGAAAAGAAGGAUUCCAUCUCAGACAUCAGCUCAGAUAAAGAAGAUCAGCUCUUUAUGGACAAAUCGAAACCCUUGGCCGUAGACAGCGAAAAAAGUCUCGACGAGCCACUAGAUACACAAGAGAAAAUAGCUGAAACCGAAUCAGCGAAGCCCGAGUUGGAUACAAAGGAAAAGAAAAAGGAAGAUGCACCAUCUACUGGCGCUGACAGCGUUGGUGUAGCAGUGAAAGCCACUAAAAAGCCUCCGGUGUCCCGAACGUUGACAUCAGCAACCGCUAGGUCUAAAGUGGAAACUUCCGGCAAGGGGUCGAAAUCAACAGUGGAACGAAAACCAAUAGUUAAAAAACAAACAGAGGCAAAUAAAUCAUCCCCAACAACACCGAAGAAAAUUGGUUCGAUUGAGGCAAAGUUGCUGAACGGAAAUGCUGAAGAUACGAAGAAAACAGUCGGAAAGUCGGCCACUACGAAGGCAACACCCGUGGUUGGCGGAAAACCUGGUAAAUCCAGCCCAAAGGCAACACCAGCAAAGAGUACCAAGGAUGAAAACAACCGCAAAGUUCUUGAAGCAAGACAACGUCCCACAACUGUUGCCAAACGAGAUACGCUAGCUGCUAGGAAGGAAGUAGAAAAGAAGGAAUUACUAUCCACGAAGGCGCAAACCGAGCGUAAGCCUAUCUCUCGUCGACCGAAAGGCGCAGCUCCCGCACCUUCCAGUGUGGCCCCGAUUGGAGGCAGCCCAGUGAAAGGCAAGAAGGUUCUCAAGUCGGAGAAAGACGCAGUCAUACGAAAAGCGAAGCUAGACAAGAACGGUACAACGGAUUCUAGUCUCGUUUCAACCCCCAGUGCUGACGAAGCAGUGGUCCCGGUAACGAAACGUGCGGCGGGAAUGGCUCCAACGGAAGUUGCUCCCAGCGAUAGCGACGCGCUUGAUGCAAUCAAGAAACAACAGCAACUUGCAGAGCUGAAGGAAGAACAGGAAGCGGUUCGUGAGAUCGAGGCCGUUUUUAAUCGGGACUCUGCAGCUCAGAAAGCAUUGAAACACCGCGAAUUGGCUCUGGCAGAAGAUCAUCGUGAGGUGCAAGAUAGUGCGACUGAGCCGGAAGAGGAGGAAGAGUAUUUGAUUAUUGAAAAAGAAGAGCAGUACACUGAAGAUUCAAUCAACGAACCUGAAAGCAGCGCCACGAAGGAGGAAGAAAUUCAAAAGCACCAGCGUGAUUCACAGGAAUCAGAGAAGAGAAAGCGUGAUAGUUUGGAAGAAGAUAAAGGGGAAAAAAUAGAUUCGGUAAAAGAUGUGGGAGAAGCAGGCGAUGUUGAAGAAAUUCAAGGCGACGGAAAAUCAGAUACUCCCUUGCUACAAGGAGAGGGUGAACAGGAACCUCGUGCUGAAGAAGACCAUGAUGAGAGGGAAAAGGACGAGCAAGGAAAACUUUCACCCCAGCACAAACAGGAACUAGAGGAAGAAGUACAAGAAAUUAUUGCCUCGGCCAAGGAGAUUGCAAAAUCCAAGAUGGAAACAUCGAUGGAUGGGUUGAAGACCGAAGAAAUUUCAUCCAUCAGUCCUGACGAAAAGAUUAGCAGUACAAAAAAGACGAGUGAUACUCGCGAUGAAGAACAAGAACAUCCACUGGGUCAUAUGAAAGAUCAUAUUGACCCGCCACUCCACGAGAGUCACCAUGAAGAACGAGUGUCGGCCACUGUCGAGUCAGGAGCAACUACAACCGCACCGACUCUACCGGAAGACGAACGUAUUCCAUUGGAUGAGAUCAAAGAAGACCUCGUGAUUGAGGAGAAGCACGUCAAGGAACAGACAAAAGAAAUUGAAGUGGUCACAACAGUUGCAACAGAUGCAACAGCUGCUAUUCGAGCUGAGCUGCCCUCAGGACCCGAACUAGCUCCAGAAAAUGUAGCUACUGCAACAGCUCCUUUGCAAACAGUUUACGAGCCAUUAGAACGUCCGACACCCGCUAAAAUGCAGUUCAGCGCUCAGCAAGCGCACAUGCGAGACGUAGUAAAGACACCGGACGAAGUCGCCGACUUGCCCGUACACGAAGAGGCUGAUAUUGAUGAAGACUACACUGAAGACAAAGAUAAGAACAUCAAGGAAAGCGAGGAAAAGGAUCGUGAUACGAAAGAGAUGCCAGAGGAGGAGGUCGCUGGUGCAGUCUCUUCGGCGAGACUGGCACCAACGAUAGCUGCGUUAGAGACUGAUGCAAAGCAACUCGAGAAGACUGAUGAUGGAAGGAAUGUAGCGGAUAAGUCAGUUAAAAGUGAUAAACUAUGUGAUACGGCAAUGAAAGUAACGGCAGUGGAGGAAUUAAUCGAAAAGGUGAACCAGGACGCCCAAGUAGAAACGCCACGAAAACUGGACGCACAUCACACUGAACAACAUGAUCCCUCAAAAGCGAUCCUGGAUGAUGAUGCCAUUUUACGAGAUUUAGAAUCGCAGAUCAUUCCUGCAGAAACACCCGUUGGAGCAAAGUUAGAUAAUAUAGUUCAUGUGGAGCUACAACAUCAGGUUAAGCUGGAAGAGGAGACUCUGGUUCACGGAAUAGUUGGAGACAAGAGUAUGCAUCCAGUCGAAGAAGAACUGAUUGUUGCGAAAAAAGCUGUUCCCAGAAUACCGCAGCCACCUGUAACAUCGGUGUUGGAUGAUAUUUGGCAAACUCCAGACAAGGCGGAGGAAAAGUUAGAAGAACUAAAGCAUUUUAUUGAUGACAAAGCGAAAAAUUCAGUACCCGAGUUGGUAGCCAUAAAAGACACAAUGGUAAAGAGUGUAGUGGAGCACAAGGACGAAAUCAACGAUAAGGUGUUGGAUGGAACCAAGGAAACAGAUUUGAAGAUUAAGGACGUGAUUGAAGACGUCAGCCAAAACGUAGAACAAAUGGCUGUUCAAACGGCAGAAGAAGUUGUUAAGGUGGUAACCGGAAAGGUCGACUCGGUGCUUGAUAAUUUGCAGGAAAAGACCAAACAGGUGGACGAUGUACUGAUGACAACUGCUACAAACCUCGACGAAAAGGUAGCAUCGUUUGCUACAGACGUGUCACAAGUGGUAACCAAAACCGACGAAGCCUUGGCUUCAAUCACUGCUGAGAAGAAUGAAUUGGAACAGCUGGCUAAAGAGUUGAAGCAAGACAUGAUUGGUCAGCUCGACGAUACAAGGAAGCAGCUGGACGAUGACUUCGCCAGAAAUGUGGAGAAAUUACAGGACAAGGCAAAAACCGGAAUAAGUUCUUUCUUUGGUAGUAUUACGGAAGGCAUUAAGAGUGGUAUAGAAAAGGUAUCUGACAAAGUAGAACAUAAGAUGAAAGACAAGGUUGAGGAGGUUGAAGCAAAAUUACAGCAAGUCACUGAAAAGAUCGAUGUCCUUAAAACAACAUCCCAAGAACCAAUUCCGCUGGAAAAGGAACCUACGUAUGACCGCUUUGGAGGUGCUUAUGAGAGAAGUUUCACGCAGGAAUUGCGAGAAACGCACAUUACAACUGUCGAUUCUCCGGUUACGGAAGGAGAUAAGAUGAGUAUGGAGCUCAAAGCGAUGGUCAAUAUUCCGCAUGAUAUCGACGAAGACAAAGAACUGGAGGAACUGGAAGCAAAAAAGAACCUUGGUACAUUCGUCAUCGAAGAUAUCAAGUACAGUGUCUUUGAAGAUGCAAACCUGCGCGAAAUCAAAGAAGAGGAAGAGGAAGAUCGCGUUUCUCCACCACAGGGAACCUCGGAAAAGCUAAGCACAGUCUUGGGCAUGAUGCCGCCUCGUGCACGCACGCCCGAGGAUGUUGCUAAGAUAGUGGCGAAUGUGGCGGAGGUACUCAAGUCCGACAAAGAUUUAGAGGAUAUCAUCCCUGGAUUCGAUCCACAAGAAUUGGAACGAAAGCUUUCACAAGGAGCUGCACGUGAGGAGGAUGUGGGCACUGUGCAGCGAAUGCUUGUUACGGCCAGCAGCGAAGAUGGUGGCGAAGAAACAGUGAUUUGUGCCGAUGGAACAAUCACUUUCUCGAAAUCAGUAACACCUGAGCCAAUGCAAACUUCUGGAACAACUACUCCAGAGAUAAAAGUGCAAGAAGAAAAUGAAGACGACGAGGAAGAAGGUGCAGAAGAUCAUGUGCAUGCUUCAUCAAAGGAUGCAACUGUUGGCAAACGCACAUCAUACGAAAAAGGCAGUCCCAUUUCGUCGGGUAAAUCAUCACCAGACUUAAAAACAUCUCCUACGUCGAUAGAAGAAAAGGAUAAGCACGAAUUGCCGGAGAAAAUCGUGCAGAUUGACGCCAGCAAAUCUAAGUCUCAUCAAGAACUUCCCACAACAGUGAGCGACACAUGCAAAGAUUCGGUACCAGAUCACCAAACAUACGAUCUUAUCGAUGAUACCAGGCGCGAAUCUGCUAUCAGUACAUUCAGCGAGCGAGAUUACACAAAGGAUGAAAGUUCAUUCGUCGAUGAGCGAGAUUCGUCUCGAGCACAUUCGAUCUCUAGCCACAUAAGUGAUCUGAAGGAUGAUUCAGCCGAUCUGAAAUCAGUGACCGAUUUUUUGAAGGAAUCAGAAAAAGAGCGUGAUCAGGUGUUCGCUGAUGCGGAUAUUAAAUUAAAAGAACUGUCUAGUCCUGAAUCAGUUGCUAGCCAGAAUAUGAUCACCGAAAAAGUGUCAAAGAUCCUGGAAGCCAAUGAAACGCAUACACAAGAAUCAUCAAAACCGAUUGAUACAAUAGAGCUGGAUUCAAAAGAUAAAGCAGACUCAAUGGAUUUUUCACGUCCAGAUUCACCUGCUAGCGCAGAAGAUAUUUCCCAUGAUGACGUGAUAUCCGCAAAAGAUGGACAGUAUGCAAGAGAUGCAGAAACAACAAACGUUAGAGUACAUUUAAAAGAAUCAGCAUCAUUAGACUUAGCCGAAGAACUUCCGGAUACAAAACAAUUCUCACGCCCUGAAUCACCAGCUAGUGCUGAAGAAUUGUCACAAAUAAGCGAUCAUAUGUCAAAAGAAUCGCGACCAGCUUCUGCUGCUAGUUUAGUUACAGAUAAGGCUCCUUCUAAAAAAUCUGUUGAUUUGAAAACAGAAAUUAAAACCGAUUCACGACCAUCUUCUGCAGCAAGUGGAACAGGUUUUUCUUUUGAAAAAUCUGUUGAUCUAAAAGCAGAAGCUAAAUCAGAUUCUCGACCAGCUUCUGCUGCUAGUGCACCAGACGACAAAGCUCCUUCUGAAAAGUCUGUAGAUCUAAAGGAAGAAACCAAAGAAGACUCUCGACCAGCUUCUGCAGCGAGUGGAACAGAUACUAAAGCUGCUCCCCAAAACUCUGUUGAUCUCAAAGCAGGAGCCAAAGAAGACUCUCGACCUGCUUCAGCUGCUAGUGGUGCAGAUGACAAAGCUCUUUCAGAAAAGUCUAUUGAUCUAAAAGCAGAAAUCAAAGAAGACUCUCGACCAGCAUCUGCUGCGAGUGUACCAGACGACAAAGCUGCUUCUGUAAAGUCUGUAGAUCUAAAAGCAGAAACCAAAGAAGACUCUCGUCCAGCUUCUGCAGCGAGUGGAACAGAUGCUAAAGCUGCUUCCGAAAACUCUGCUGAUCUCAAAGCAGAAGCCAAAGAAGACUCUCGACCAGCUUCAGCUGCUAGUGGCGCUGAUAUCAAAGCUUCUUCUGACAAGUCUGUAGACGUGAAAGCAGAUUCUCGACCAGCAUCAGCUGCUAGUGCACCAGACGACAAAGCUGCUUCUGUAAAGUCUGUAGAUCUAAAGGCAGAAACCAAAGAAGACUCUCGACCAGCUUCUGCAGCGAGUGGAACAGAUGCUAAAGCUUCUCCGGAAAACACUGUUGAUCUCAAAGCAGAAGCCAAAGCAGACUCUAGACCAGCUUCAGCUGCUAGUGGACCAGACGACAAAGCUCCUUCUGAAAAGUCUAUUGAUCUAAAAGCAGAAAUCAAAGAAGACUCUCGACCAGCUUCAGCUGCUAGUGGCGCAGAUAUCAAAGCUUCUUCUGACAAGUCUGUAGACGUGAAAGCAGAUUCUCGACCAGCUUCAUCUGCUAGUGCACCAGACGACAAAGCUGCUUCUGUAAAGUCUGUAGAUCUAAAAGCAGAAACCAAAGAAGACUCUCGUCCAGCUUCUGCAGCGAGUGGAACAGAUGCUAAAGCUUCUCCGGAAAACUCUGCUGAUCUCAAAGCAGAAGCCAAAGAAGACUCUCGACCAGCUUCAGCAGCUAGUGGACCAGACGACAAAGCUAUUUCUGAAAAGUCUGUUGAUCUAAAAGCAGAAACCAAAGAAGACUCUCGACCAGCUUCAGCUGCUAGCGGCGCAGAUAUCAAAGCUUCUUCUGACAAGUCUGUAGACGUGAAAGCAGAUUCUCGACCAGCUUCAUCUGCUAGUGCACCAGACGACAAAGCUGCUUCGGAAAAAUCGGUUGAGCUAAGAGCAGAAAUCCACUCUGAUUCACGACCAGCUUCUGCUGUAAGUGUUGCAGAUGAAAAAUCUUCUUCUGUAAAGUCUGUAGACCUAAAGACAGCACUUAAAGAAGACUCUCGACCAGCUUCAGCAGCUAGUGGACUAGACGACAAAGCUAUUUCUGAAAAGUCUGUUGAUCUCAAAGCAGAAGCCAAAGCAGACUCUAGACCAGCUUCAGCUGCUAGUGGACCAGACGACAAAGCUCCUUCUGAAAAGUCUAUUGAUCUAAAGGCAGAAAUCAAAGAAGACUCUCGACCAGCUUCUGCUGCUAGUGGCGCAGAUAUCAAACCUUCUUCUGACAAGUCUGUAGACGUGAAAGCAGAUUCUCGACCAGCUUCAGCAGCUAGUGGACCAGACGACAAAGCUAUUUCUGAAAAGUCUGUUGAUAUAAAAGCAGAAGCCAAAGAAGACUCUCGACCAGCUUCUGCUGCUAGUGGCGCAGAUAUCAAACCUUCUUCUGACAAGUCUGUAGACGUGAAAGCAGAUUCUCGACCAGCAUCAGCUACUAGUGCACCAGACGACAAAGCUGCUUCGGAAAAAUCGGUUGAGCUAAGAGCAGAAAUCCACUCUGAUUCACGACCAGCUUCUGCUGUAAGUGUUGCAGAUGAAAAAUCUUCUUCUGUAAAGUCUGUAGACCUAAAGACAGCACUUAAAGAAGACUCUCGACCAGCUUCAGCAGCUAGUGGACUAGACGACAAAGCUAUUUCUGAAAAGUCUGUUGAUCUAAAAGCAGAAAUCAAAGAAGACUCUCGACCAGCUUCAGCUGCUAGUGGUGCAGAUGACAAAGCUCUUUCUGAAAAGUCUGUUGAUCUAAAGGCAGAAAUCAAAGAAGAUUCUCGACCAGCUUCUGCUGCUAGUGGCGCAGAUAUCAAAGCUUCUUCUGACAAGUCUGUAGACGUGAAAGCAGAUUCUCGACCAGCUUCAUCUGCUAGUGCACCAGACGACAAAGCUGCUUCUGUAAAGUCUGUAGAUCUAAAGGCAGAAACCAAAGAAGACUCUCGACCAGCUUCUGCAGCGAGUGGAACAGAUGCUAAAGCUUCUCCGGAAAACACUGUUGAUCUCAAAGCAGAAGCCAAAGAAGACUCUCGACCAGCUUCAGCUGCUAGUGGACCAGACGACAAAGCUAUUUCUGAAAAGUCUGUUGAUCUAAAAGCAGAAACCAAAGAAGACUCUCGACCAGCUUCAGCUGCUAGCGGCGCAGAUAUCAAAGCUUCUUCUGACAAGUCUGUAGACGUGAAAGCAGAUUCUCGACCAGCUUCAUCUGCUAGUGCACCAGACGACAAAGCUGCUUCUGUAAAGUCUGUAGAUCUAAAGGCAGAAACCAAAGAAGACUCUCGACCAGCUUCUGCAGCGAGUGGAACAGAUGCUAAAGCUUCUCCGGAAAACACUGUUGAUCUCAAAGCAGGAGCCAAAGAAGACUCUCGACCAGCUUCAGCUGCUAGUGGACCAGACGACAAAGCUAUUUCUGAAAAGUCUGUUGAUCUAAAAGCAGAAAUCAAAGAAGACUCUCGGCCAUCAUCAGCUGCUAGUCCACUAAAUGACAAAACUGUUUCUAAAAAGUCUGUUGAUAUAAAAUCAGAAACAAAAGAAGACUCUCGUCCAGCUUCGGCUGCGAGUGCACCAGACGACAAAGCUCCUUCUGAGCAAUCUGUUGUUUUAACAGCAGAAGCCAAAUCAGAUUCUCGACCAAUUUCUGCGGCUAGUGCACCAGACGACAAAGCUCCUUCUGAAAAAUCUGUUGAUCUAAAAGCAGAAAUCAAAGAAGACUCUCGACCAGCUUCAGCUGCUAGUGCACCAGACGACAAUGCUGCUUCUGACAGGACUGUUGAUAUAAAAUCAGAAACAAAAGAAGACUCUCGACCAGCUUCUGCUGCAAGUGCACCAGACGACAAAGCUCCUUCGGAACAAUCUGUUGAUUUGAAAACAGACAACAAAGCAAACUCACGACCAGCUUCAGCUGCUAGUGUUGCAGAUGAUAAAGCUAUUUCUGAAAAAUCUUUAGAUCUAAAAACAGAACCCAAAACAGAUUCUCGACCAGCUUCUGCUGCUAGUGGUACAGAUAUCAAAGCUUCUUUAGAAAAGCCUGUAGAUCUGAAAGCAGAUUCUCGACCAGCAUCAGCUGCUAGUGCACCAGACGACAAAGCUGCUUCCGAAAACUCUGCUGAUCUCAAAGCAGAAACCAAAGAAGACUCUCGACCAGCUUCAGCUGCUAGUGCCCCAGACGACAAAGCUCCCUCUGAACAAUCUGUUGAUUUAAAAGCAGAACCCAAAAUAGACUCUCGACCAGCUUCAGCUGCUAGUGGCGCAGAUAUCAAAGCUUCUUCAGAUAAGUCUGUAGAUCUAAAACCAGAAACCAAAGAAGACACUCGAUCACCUUCUGCUGCUAGUGGUGCAGAUGACAAAGCUGCUUCUGAAAAGUCUGUAGACCUAAAAGCAGAAGCUAAAGAAGACUCUCGACCAGCUUCUGUAGCAAGUGAAACUGAUGCUAAAGCUGAUUCCAAAAAAUCUGUUGAUUUAAAAGCAGAACCCAAAACAGACUCACGACCUGCUUCAGCUGCUAGUGGUGCAGAUGACAAAGCUUCUUCUGAAAAGAAUGUAGAUCUAAAAGCAGAAACCAAAGCAGACUCUCGACCAGCUUCUGCAGCAAGUGGAACUGAUACUAAAGCAGAUUCCCAAAAAUCUGUAGAUCUAAAAGCAGAAACCAAAGAAGACUCUCGACCUGCUUCAGCUGCUAGUGGUGCAGAUGACAAAGCUCCUUCUGUAAAGUCUGUAGAUUUAAAAGCAGAAACCAAAGAAGACUCUCGACCAGCUUCUGCAGCAAGUGGGACAGAUGCAAAAGCUGAUUCGCAAAAAUCUGUUGAUCUUAAAGCAGAAACCAAAGAAAUCUCUCGACCUACUUCAGCUGGUGGUGGUGUAGAUGACAAAGCUCCUUUUGAAAAUUCGGUUGAUCAAAAAGCAGAAAACACAGCAGACGCACGACCAGUUUCCGCUGCUAGUGGAGUAGACUACAAAGCAUUUUGUGAAAAGUCGGUUGAUCUUAAAGAAGAAACUCAAACGGACUCACGGCCAGCAUCUGCCGCUAGUGCAUUAAGCGAGAAAGCUACGUCUGAGCAGUCUGCUGAUGUGAAAGCAGAACCAACAUCAGCCUCACGGCCAGCAUCUUCCGCUAGUGGAAUAGUUGACCAAGCACCUUACGAAAAGUUCGUUGAUAUGCAGCCUGAUAUCAAAACAACCUCACGGCCAGCGUCAUCAGCUAGUUGCAUUAGUGAACAUGCUUAUUCUGAGAAGUCUGUUGAUAUGGAGGUGAAAAUCAAAGCAGAGUCAGAGAAGAUAGAAACUAAAGUUGAAUCUUGCGCGGCUCAAUUCGAAACAAUUCAAAAAUCAUCGUCUACGGUAGCAAACAUGUGCCCUUUAAGCGAUGGUGAGGAUGACGACUUAGAGAAAAAGAUUUGCAUGAAGGAAACUCGUUCGAAGUCGAUGUCAGCAGCGGUGACAUCCGUUGGCCAUCGUUCCGGUUUCGAAGGAAGUUCUCUUGGAGUACUAGAAGAAUCCAUCAUUACUUCUCGUGAUGAUCUCGAUAUGCUGCGUACUUCAAGAGACAACACCGUUGAAUCAACAAAGUCCCAACUGCAAACGGAGAAAGCGCCAAUGAAACCAUUGAAACCAUUGUUUAGUGAGUUUCCUGCUACAAAAGAUGAAGACCAGAAGUACGAGCCUAAUAGCGUAUUUCCAAAGUGUGGCCUAGAUAGUGCAGAAAGUCCCGAGCAUGGUGCCGCGAUAAUUGCAGGAACCGAUCAGUUGCUGAAAGACACUGUUAUUUCGAUGAAGGAAGUUGAAAAGAUGACCAGCUCAGUCAUUUCGUCGACAGUUGUAAAAAAAGAGGAGUCCUCCACUGAGAGCAAGACGUCGUCGACAGUUUUCCCAGUGUCGGCCAAUGUUGAAAGCGGUAAGUCGUCUCCUUAUCUUGGAGAAAAAUCUCAUGAAUCCAGUGCGAAAUCCGUAAGCCCUCAACCAGACAAAGAUUCGCUCGAAGAAAGCUCUGUAUCGAUGAAUACCUUCAUAGAAAAGGACAGUUUGUCGGAAAGUACAUCCAAACACCAUCAGCAAAUUGUCACUAGCGUCAGCGUAACCAAAGAGUCUUCCAGCGAAAUGUUCGCGAUUGCUCAGAAGACCGGGGAUGAAUUACUCUUGGCUGGUACUAAAACUCCUCCUACUGCACCAAUAAGCCCAAAUGUGAGCGCGAAAGAAGGUAGUGGCAUGGGCCAGACGCACUUCGAAGCAUCAAUUUUAGAUGGUGCGACUUCUGCUUCAUCGAUGGCGACGACCAUGGCAUCCUCCGUAACGGCAUCGACUGGUCCGAUUGCGCAGAAGGACGAUGUAUCUGGUAUUUCAACACCUAAAGAGUCUGUACCAUCUGGCAAGUCGAGCCCGGGGCUAAUGUCCGUGCACACACAGGGUAGCACGGACAGUGCUUCCAAAUCGAUGAAUUUGGGCCACAGCAGUUCAGGUAUUGAGACAUCAGAUUCAUCGCCAAAGCCGACAUCGCCCUUCCCGAAGGUGGUCGUCGAUACGCUGAAACUUGCGGACGAAACAAAGACCACCUCCGGUAUGAGCACACCGGACAUGACUCGAUCAUCAACGCCCGACAUGGUCGACUCGCAGAUCGAGCGUAUCAUCUCCACGGAAGGCGAAAGAAGUGACUCGCAAACCACUGUUACGACAACUACUACCACAACGAAGACUUCGACCUACAUUGUUAAGGAUGGUCAGAAAAUUGAAGUAGAUAGCAAUGUGCAAAGUGACAGAGUUAUCAACACAGAAACGCAAGAUCAGAAAGCAUCCGAGGGUUCCUCCGGAGCUACAUCAAUCACCACCGUCACCACUACGUAUGUUGUUAAGGAUGGAGAAAAGGUCGAAAUAGAGAGCAAUGUCAAUACUGGUAUUCUGGAGCAAACAUACGAUGGAGUCACUUCCGCAAAAUCAUCGGCUCCUGUCCAGCUUACUCUGGCGGGAACGGAGGAACGAAGUUUGGCCGAAGAUUAUGACGAAAAAGAUGUUUUAUCGCCGCGAUCCGACAUUUCCUCUGGACAGGCAUCUCGCAUUGUUGCUGGGUGGCAUGAUGAGGAUGUACCUGGAUCGCCAAUGAGUAUGACCUCACAGGCACCGUUGUCACCAAGUACGAAGUACACCUACGACUAUGACCUGCAACACUCAAGCUCGGGAGUGAGCAAGAAGUCGGAUAUCGAAAUCGAUCAGGAUAGCCAAGACGAUAUUGUUCCACCCCAGUAUGGAAGCGAUGAAGCUAAAUCUGCUAUGCCUAUCAUGUCCAGCUAUAAACCGGACCCAAUGAGCACUUCCUUUUACGGCCAGCUGCCCGAAGUGCCCUCCACGAUGCCCUUGGGACCAACCGCCACUCGCUCUAUACCGAUUCCGAUCACAGGAUCCGGCAAAAGCUUCUCUAAGCCGUACGUUGAAUAUGCGUCCAGCGGCGAAAGUAGUGUCGACUCCGGUCACAAGGCAUCCGUUACCAUGAGCAGCGAUCGUAAAUACCUGGACGAGGCCGAUUUAGAUUUCGAAAAAGCCUUUAGCGGAACCCGUAAGACGGACGACUUAAUGACCACAUCGAUGCACUUUUCGAGUGAAAAGGAAUUUAUGACAGCGACCACCACAAUCGCCAGCUUGGCGCAGACGCAGAAGAUGGAAAUGGACUUCACAUCUACAGGGCUUCCCUCCUCGGUGACGACCACAGUAACUGGAGCACAACCAAGUGUAACGGCUGCCCUGUCCCAGCCUGAACAAUCACCCCAACAACAACCCCAAGCGCAAUCACAAUCACCUUUACCACAAUCAACGCAGCUGGCCGGACAGGCAGCGAGCUCAUCGUCGGCGGAAGCAAAGAGCGUCUUAGACUCGUGGGGAAAGCCUCUUGGCCUUCCCUCGCCGGCUCCCAUCACGUCAGAAGAUAACAAGACUACUCCGAAAAAGGAGCGCCGCAUGAUGAUGACUAAAACGAAGCUGAACAACGAGAAAAACCUUCGCAAACGAGCUGAGUCUCCUACGAAAGGGGCCGCGAAAAAGGCGGCUAGCCCGGUGUACGUGGACCUCUCAUACGUACCACACCACGGCAACUCGUACUACGCAAACGUGGAAUUCUUUAAACGAGUUCGAGCUCGAUACUACGUAUUCUCUGGAACGGAACCGAGCCGCGAAGUGUACAACGCUCUUUUGGAGGCCAAACAAUGCUGGGAAGAUAAAGAAUUAGAGGUAACUAUCAUUCCAACCUAUGACACCGAUGUGCUGGGAUAUUGGGUUUCGGAAAAUGAGGAACUUCUGGCUAAGUACCACAUCGAUUUGUCUCCAUCGGCGGCAAGGUGUACGAUCAACUUGCAGGAUCACGAAACCUCUUGCUCGGCGUACCGACUCGAGUUUUAG
Molecule: messenger RNA, 14727 nt
Organism: Anopheles nili
Lineage: Eukaryota; Metazoa; Arthropoda; Insecta; Diptera; Culicidae
Gene: futsch
Product: microtubule-associated protein futsch
Exons: 8
Coding region: 1-14727 (4908 amino acids)
Biological process (GO): regulation of microtubule depolymerization; microtubule cytoskeleton organization; axonogenesis
Cellular component (GO): cytosol; synapse; neuronal cell body
Molecular function (GO): actin binding; microtubule binding
Source: RefSeq, a predicted model, not a curated record